Pristis pectinata (smalltooth sawfish) is the source of this 2656-nucleotide messenger RNA. Its product is annotated as E3 ubiquitin-protein ligase DZIP3-like. Bases 266 to 2464 code for a protein of 732 amino acids. The record is from RefSeq and is a predicted model, not a curated record. Lineage: Eukaryota; Metazoa; Chordata; Chondrichthyes; Rhinopristiformes; Pristidae. The transcript has 19 exons.
GCGCUGCCCGGGGCGUUGGCGGCUCCGGUCGCUCCGGCUCCGUCCCGGGUUAGCUCGGCCUUGCUGUCUCUCGGGGGUAAACUCAGAGCGGGUCGUCGCCGAGGGUGUUGCGAGGCGCCGCUGGAGGUUGGGCUCGGGCGAAUCCCACAGAACAGCCAUUCAGCUUAUGGAAAUUUGCCCCUACAGAAUUCACUACCCUUAAAUUUGAUAUAUGGAAUAAAAUUCAUUCUUACAGAACUUGUGUGAAAACAAGAUCUCCAGUAGGAUGGAUGAAAAGAAAAAGUUGGAAAAAUCUAUUCAUUCCAGUGCACAAAGUUCAAGUGAUGGGAGAACAAAGCAAGCAUGUGGUGCAAGCAGUGGAGCUUACCAUCCUAAGAGAGAUGUUUUGUUAAUGGAAGAGCCUAAGAAGUGUUAUUUAUUGCGCGAACUCACUGCAGAAAGAACAACUAUUGAAAAAGGAAUGUUGGAUGUUGAUCGACUCAUUCUUAAACUCUUUACAUCUGGUGUUUUGGACUUCAUAUCCUUGAAUAACAUCACCAGAAAUCCAGUCAGGAAUGACCGGACUCGAGCUCUGCUGGAUCACUUCUUACAGAUUAAUAACAAUGGAAUUUUAAGACAGUUUGUUUCUCACAUGCGCGACUCGAUAAUUCUGAAUGCAGAAGCACUAAACUGGGCUGAGUACAUGCAAGGAUGCAGUGACAGCUGCUGUAUGUUCUUCAUUAAGAAAUAUGCCGAUGUUUUUAAAUACGUAUUGGAGGAAUAUGGCGUGAAGAGCUUUGCUGAAUACUUUCUGAAAUCAGGAAUGCUGACUGAAUCCGAGAGCAAGGAUUUAUGCAAGUACAGCUAUAAAGAGGGAGCAGAGCGCUUUAUGCACAUCCUAUUCACCAAAAAAACCAUUCUGUGUGUAGCAGAUAUGUGGUUUACAUUAGUGGAACAUCAACAUGAUAUUCCUUACCUGGGACCAUAUAUCAACAGUUUCCUGAAAGCAUUUGAUGAACAAACUGGACCUUUCUGUCCACAAUUUGAUCCUCAAUUGCCAGUCAAGCCUCUAUUAAUAAAGAGGUGCUACGUUAAUCUAUAUCGCCUACUUCAUUUAAUACAUGUUGAAGGCACAGAGGUUGUGCGGAGAAUUUUUGAUGCCCAUGUCUCAGCAGAAGAAUUGGAAGAAGAAAUUACAAAGAACAAAGUUUUAAUCAAGAAUCGUCUGGAGGGACCAGAUUUUAGCAACUUCAAAAGAAAAUGGAUCAAUAUUAUUUAUUCAACAGACAAAUCAAAAACUCUUCAUUUUACAUUGCCUCUUUUCCAAUUUCUUGCUGUAUUUAUGAAGAAGUUUCCCCGUCCUAAAAAGGGCUGGACUGGUAGGCUUGCAAGAUCGGACACAUCUCCAGGAGCUUACUUGCGGCGAAUUUGUGAGAUGCGAGACCACCUUUUGAAAGACAUUUUACACAGAGAUCUAACCUAUGAAAAAUUUGACAGAAUGUGGAAUGAAGCUUCGGAGAUACUUGGUCAGCUUGGUGUGGAGGAAAAGAAAUUGCAAGAUCUUCGCAUGCAACCAAUGAGUAUUGUAUUCGUUGAAAGGAGAUACAUGGAGAAGUACUUUAACAAGCCUCUGUCUGAACUUUUGGAGGAGCUUAUUGUUAAACAACACAGAGGAAUCGAUUCUAUUUGUGCUUGUUCAUUGGCAAAGGAUCUGAGUGCAGGACAAAAGCUUGAACCUAAAGUGGCUGAUACUAAAGAAGAGCAGAAAGGAAAAGAUACUUCAGAGGAUGAAUUUUCAAUACCUGCUGCUGUGAUGGGAGACUCAAAAUCAAAAAAAAGGCGAAAAAAGUCAAGAGGAAAAAAGGGUAAAAAGUCAGAAGCUGGUCCCCAGGCACUUCCACAGGAUGCUGACAUGCUCCAAGAAUUAAAAAGUACACCAACUCAGAACAGUGAAAUUCCUAAGGAUCAAACUCAAGGAAUCACACAGAAAUCUGAAACCACAGAAACAGCUUUGAAAUCUGUGCAGAAUAAUGUAACAACUACACCUGAUCUUGAGAAUAGUCAGAGGAUCCCUGCACCUUGUCUUGCUUCUGCUGCUUCUCCAGCUGAAUCCUGUGACUCUAAGGAUAGAAGUGAAGAUGAAUCUGAAAAUGAGACUAGCCAGACGAAGAUUUUGGAUGGAAUGGUUGAUGUUUAUGUCAACACUGAUGAUGUUGAUUUCAAGGAGACUUUCAAAAGAAUAGAGGCAGAGAGGAUUGAAUUGAUUCAUUACAUUGAAGAUCUGCGUGACAGCUGCAAGCAAAUAGAAAAUGAAAGCUAUCUUGAAAUCAAAGCAUGGAAACAAAGAAUUCAAGAGAGAGAGAAAGAAAAUGCGGGUGUCCAGCAAGAAAUUGAUAGCAUCCACCAUCAGCUCCAGGAAGAAUCUGACAGGAUUGUUCAGGAACAGAUAAUCAUCAAACACAAUUACAGAAAGUCAAGGAAUUAAUUAGAGUCAAAAAGCUCAAUGUGAAAGGUAUGUAAAAUCAGUUAAUGACAAGAAUGAGGAACUGCUGAAACUAAAAAAGGAAUUGCAAAAAGAACAGGAACAAUGGUGCCAUGAAAAACGACAGCUGGAGGAAGAGAUUGCAAAUGCACAACAAACUGAAACGGAGAACAUAAAAAAAACAAUCCGUCAAGA